AUGUCUUCUGAAUUUCUAUCCACUAAAUCUGUCGGGCUGCUGCAGCAGCAGAAAGGGCUGAAUAAUAGCUUGAGGGAGUUGAUGCAAGAUGAGGAGCGCAACGCUCGCAUGUACAGGGAGUUCGGAGGUGUCUGCAUGGACUUCAGCAGACAGCUCCUGGAUAAGGAGGGCCUUGAUGCCUUGAUAGAAUUGGCAAAGGAGCGACGUGUGGCAGAGAAGGUUCAGGCAAUGUUUAAGGGCGAGAAAAUAAAUAUAACUGAAGGCCGAAGUGUACUACAUGUUGCGCUGCGCAUGCCGAAAGGAGAAAAACUGCAAGUCGAUGGGGCUGACGUCGUCAGCGAGGUGCAUCAGGUCCUCGACCGGAUUAAAACCUUCUCAGAAAAAAUCAGAAAUGGUACACUGAAGGGUGCAACUGGGAAGACUCUGACGAAUAUAAUCUGCAUCGGCAUUGGCGGCAGUUACUUAGCGAGCGAAUUCCUAGUCGAAAGUCUCAAGACAGAACCGUCAGCGAAAAAACAAGCAGAAGGAAGAACCAUCCGCUUCUUAGCGAAUGUAGAUCCUAUAGACGUGGCGCGGUGUACAGAGGGCUUAAAACCUGAAGAAACUUUAAUAGUAAUUAUCAGCAAAACAUUUACAACAGCAGAGACAAUAUUAAAUGCGAAGACACUCAAGCAAUGGCUGGCAAGCGGAAUACCAGGAGAAAACCCUAACCUCAGUCUGCACAUGUGCGCCGUCAGCACCAAUUUGGAGUUGACAGCCAAAUUUGGAAUUCCUGAAGACAGAGUCUUCGGCUUCUGGGACUGGGUGGGCGGACGUUUCUCUGUGACGUCAGCAGUGGGAGUUCUUCCUUUGGCCAUUCACUACGGCUUCGAUGUUGUAGAGAGUCUUCUCAAAGGUUGCCACGCAAUGGACAAGCACUUUUUGACUGCACCAGUGGAGGCAAACCUUCCGAUGUUGAUGGGUCUAGCCUCUGUCUUCAAUUCGUCAGUGCUGGGCCUCAACUGCGUCGCUGUUCUUCCUUACUGCCAGGCAAUGCAUCGAUUUGCAGCGCACAUUCAACAACUGACGAUGGAAAGCAACGGGAAGGGCGUCGACAUGAAUGGGCAGCGGCUCGCUGGGGCUGCGGGUGAAAUUUAUUUUGGAGAGCCCGGGACCAACGGCCAGCACAGCUUCUACCAGCUGCUGCAUCAGGGGAGGAUAGUGCCUGCGGAGUUCAUCGGCUUCCAGAAGAGCCAGAACCCCAUCACCGUGAAGGGAGAGGAGGUAUCAAACCACGACGAGUUGAUGUCAAACUUCUUUGCUCAGCCCGAUGCGCUGGCCUUUGGGAAGACAGCUGAAGAAUUGCAGAAAGAAAAUGUAGCAGCAAAUCUUAUCCCUCACAAAACAUUCACAGGCAACAGACCUUCCACCAUGUUGUUGUUGCCUGAGUGCAACGCCUACUACUUGGGAAUGCUGCUCUCUCUCUACGAGAACCGCGUCGCUACUGAGGGCUUUGUCUGGGGAAUUAACUCCUUUGAUCAAUGGGGCGUGGAGUUGGGCAAAGUCUUAGCGAAAGAUAUCCGCAGAAUCUUCGCCAGUGCACGCAAGGGAACAGAGCCUGACACCAGCCACUUGUGCCGCCCCACGCAGCGCCUUCUAAACAAAUACCUCUCAGGCUGA
Messenger RNA from Eimeria acervulina, 1659 nucleotides. Its product is annotated as glucose-6-phosphate isomerase, putative. Gene Ontology annotation, biological process: glucose 6-phosphate metabolic process; gluconeogenesis; glycolytic process. The record is from RefSeq and is a predicted model, not a curated record. Gene Ontology annotation, cellular component: cytosol. The transcript has 15 exons. Gene Ontology annotation, molecular function: carbohydrate derivative binding; monosaccharide binding; glucose-6-phosphate isomerase activity. Lineage: Eukaryota; Apicomplexa; Conoidasida; Eucoccidiorida; Eimeriidae. Bases 1 to 1659 code for a protein of 552 amino acids.